Messenger RNA from Candidozyma pseudohaemuli, 5793 nucleotides. RefSeq names its product Nup188p (gene NUP188). Gene Ontology annotation, biological process: phosphate-containing compound metabolic process; RNA export from nucleus; protein import into nucleus. Lineage: Eukaryota; Fungi; Ascomycota; Pichiomycetes; Serinales; Metschnikowiaceae. Gene Ontology annotation, molecular function: inorganic diphosphate phosphatase activity; magnesium ion binding; structural constituent of nuclear pore. The transcript has 2 exons. The record is from RefSeq and is a predicted model, not a curated record. Bases 1 to 5793 code for a protein of 1930 amino acids. Gene Ontology annotation, cellular component: nuclear pore inner ring; cytoplasm.
AUGACCACUCAGGGCACCCGGGCCAUGUCCCGUCUUCAGCUCACGCAAAACCAUCUUAGAGCAAAUUCCUCGAUCCCCCAUUUUGAAAGUGUAACUGUUGGCGCUAAAUACUCUCCAGAGUAUAAGAACUAUGCUGUGGAUCCUAUACUGAACAAGGUUGUGCUGUACUUCCACGAUAUUCCAUUACUGCAGAAGAAGGAGGCUAGAACCGCCACCAUGGUUGUGGAGGUGCCUCGCUGGCUGAAUGGUAAAUUCGAAAUCGACCCCAAACAACCGGGCAACCCAAUUGUCCAAGAUAUCAAGAAGAACAAGGUCCGUUUUGUGAGGAAUCUUUUCCCAUACCACGGAUAUGUGCAUAACUACGGUGCUCUCCCACAGACCUGGGAGGACCCUACGAAGAAGAGCAAUGUUGAGGACUUGUUUGGUGAUGGAGACCCAUUGGAUGUAUGUGAGAUUGGAGCCAAGGUGCUACCCACAGGCAGUAUUGUGACCGUCAAGGUCUUGGGCUCGUUGGCCUUGAUUGACGAUGGCGAAUUGGACUGGAAGGUGAUUGUUAUCAACACUGAAGACGAAUUGGCACCUAAGCUCAAUGACAUUGCAGAUGUGGAGAAGGAGUGUCCUGGUCUUCUUGCGGCCACGAGGCUGUGGUUUAAGGACUAUAAGAAGCCUGACGGCAAACCUGAGAACGUGUUUGCCUUUAAGGGUGAGUACUUGGGUGCUGCCGAAACGUGGGAGACUGUGGAGGAGUGCCACGAGGCAUGGAGAAAGCUUGUGAGCGGCGAAACAGAGGCAGGAAAGUAUGCCAUCCAGAAUGUCACUUUGGAUGGUACUCCAGGAAAAAAGGAUGCUUUUGAGUUCAACGAUGACGUCUUCGUUGCCUCUGCUGUGUCUGAUGCGCUCAUUCCCGAUGAGGUGCACAAGAUUGCAACCAUCAACAACAAAGACUCCACGCCUUUUGAAGCCAUGCCUGCCUCUAAUUCCGUGUCCCGCUCGCGGGCGCUUCGGCCCAUGGAGCAGACCGCCCUGUGGACGUUUGGCUCCGCAUUGACCCUUAUAAAAGAAGAGCCGCUGCUCCAUAUUCUCGAUGCUUUGGACGAGUUUCUCUUGCAUCUGAGAGAGGUGAUUCUUCUGGCAAACCCGCUUGCUGGCGGGUCCAAGGAUCUUGAAAAAGUUAAAGAUAUCACCUUGCGUGGGGUGCUCUUUGCGGAUGUUCUGAAGAACAUAGAUAUUGCAAACAAGCUUGCCAGGCUAUUGAAGGUGGACCCCAAGGAGGCCUUGAGGGUGGUCACGCAAACACAGAUGCGUAUUCCAGAGUUCGAAGACGUCAAGGGCUCGCUGAGCUUGCUCAAUUCGAGAAUCAGAGACGAAAAGGAUGAGGCCAGAAAGAACGACAAGAUCACCAUCUACGCCUCAAUGCUCCUCAAGGAGAAACGUACCGUGCUCAGAAUCGCCAGAGAAUGCUUAAACAGACGUUUCAACGAAAACACCACCUCUACUAUCCGGAACUUGGGAAGAUCGCUUGUGUUGGACUCCAAGUACGCAGAACUGACGAUAGAUACGCUCAGCGAGGCUGCUAUAUCUAUAACUUCUGGAGCCUACAAAACAGGUGUCGAUACAUUGGAUGAGAUUAUUUAUACCGAGACGCUCCUCUUCAUGCUGGAGCAGCUAUCGCUCUUGUGUGAGAUCUUCGUUUCUUCCAUCGGCACGAGGUCUGUGACAAAGUGGUUCGAGUUCAUGGACGAAACAAACUUUAUGGUUGACCUUGGCUCCUACGUUUCCAACAGAGAGUGCUUUGUUCUCCUCCAAUCAUUGGCUACAGUCGUAUCUCUCCAAGUGCUCGAUAUCGAGAACCCCUUUGAAGCAAACGAUCCAUCCUACGUCAAUGAUGGAAAGGCGUUCAAGCUCAUCAACGACAUCAUUUCCACAAGAAGCAUCAACUCCAUCGUCAACUACGCGUGGCUCAUCAUACUAUACAAAAAGGCGAUUGUGGUGGAGGAGUUUUCUGACUCCCUGUCAGCCUUCACCAAGGAAAUCUCCCUCGCAGAAAUCAAUACCAGCAUCACCUUCUUCACUGAGACCCUUGAACUGAGCAGUGUGUUCCAGGAUAUUAUGAAGGUCAACUCUUUCCUCCAUUUCGACGAGAUUUACUCGAUCGUAUUGGCCAGCUUGCUUAUGGUUGCCUUACCACUCAUGCCCAUGAAUGUCGAAACAGCCACAUGCGUUCAACAAGUGCUUAGUCAAGCGCCCCCUGCCGUGGUGGAAAGAUUCUACGAGAACAGCGAAGUGAUCAACGCCAUUGUCUUGUCUCGUGCCAAGUUCCCUGUUAGCAUUCCUCCAUAUCUCAAAUUGGCCUCGAUCAACGGUAACUUUGCAUUCAGUGAGUUCCGUGAGCUCAAGUCGUACAUGUCUGUUUUUGACAAAGAGGAGUUCGGCAGGGUUUGUGACAUUGACUCUGAAAAUACCGACCUCAUGAAGCUCUCUGAAAUGGUCGACCUAUAUCCACCAUACGAAGUGAACAACAAGCUUUCGCUUCUACUCAAUUCCAACACAAAAGCAAAGGUCAUUCCUUCCAAUGAAGAUGGAAAAGUGCUUGUGACUUUCUUGUACAAGUACAGUGGAUGGGCAUUCCUCGGUAGAGUUGUGCAAAACAUUUCCAAGACAUUUGACAUUGCGGACAAGCAGAAGAUGCUUGUGCUCAAUGAUAUGCUUCAUUUGCUCGUUCAGACUAGUUCUCAGGUCUCUCUAGAAGACUUGAAGGUGGCUCUUGAUGCCAUGUCCGCGUACACCGAUGACUCUGACAUUUUGGAAAUCUUAUUCCGUUUGCUCGAGCAAGGAUUGCACAAUCGUGAUACGGAGAUACUGACGAAGGUGGUCAAGCUUCUCACCAAUCUUUUACCCUUGCAUUCCAACAGAAUCUGGCCCCACCUCUCUAAGUCAUCCUUGCUACCAAACAGUGGAAAAGAGCCUUUUAUGUCUAUCAUGUUUGGCUCCAUUGAAAUGGUGAAGGGAAGCUACGAUUUUACCGUCGCAUUGACCAAAUUCAUUGGCGCCUUAGCACACAAUUGUCUCACAAACAAGCAUGAUUAUGCUGAUGUUCUCAAGGCAGAAGUUCUCGGGGUGAUGGUCGAGCAUGCCAUUGUCGUUUUUGAAAGCUUCAUCAAUUGCAACUUCAAUGAUGGCUUGCAAAAGCUUGAAUUGGGGAUUUUGCUUCUUGAAGUGUUCCUCAAAAUCAUCACAACUGUGUUCGACACUAAUUCGGGCAACUUCAAAGACAAUGAACCUGCCAAAGAAUUCGUCGGCUCUGCUCAGAAAAUCCUUGAUGCCUUUUUGGCACAGGAGGAUGGCUCUGCUCGUGCUCCAAUCCCAAUUUACAAAAUGGUGAGUUCUGUCGCCUCUUCCAUGAACUACUACGACUUCAGAGAUGUCACAGGCUUCUAUUCCAAGCACUGGAUCAAUAGUGCCUUGUCAUUUUCAAAAGAAUUGAUAAGAUGCAGAAGUCUCAUCACCAGCAAGCCAUCUCAUUUUGAGAAACAAAUGUUCUCCCAACUUCAGAAUUUGGUGAAGAUCUACUCACGGGGCUCAUUCAGAAGACCUGUUCUUGACUUGAUCAGCACCUUGACAAGUGGAAUUUGGGAAGGAGAGCAAAUGCCAUCCAUGUUGUCCCACUUAGGGCGUGAACACUCUCGUAUCUUCUUGCAUUCUUUGGCAUCUGACUUGAACAACUCCUUUGAUGACUACGGUAUCAGAAUCUCUGUAUAUGACUUACUUUGCUCGAUCUUGGAAGCUAGUCAAGAGGGUUUGUCUGUGUUGUUCAUCAGUGGACGUGAUGUUUUUGGUGGAUCCAAGAGCGAAACUCCGCUUACAAUCUCUCUUUUGGCUGUUUUGAAGAAGAACGUCAACGAGAUCAAAUACUACCCUCCUUCGGUCACUGCCCAUCUUCUUGACGCAAUCUCUUUGGCCUUCAACUCAUGGACGAUUGCAAAUGAAGACAAUAGCGAUGAACACUUCGUUAAAGAGAUGCUCAAGCUUCUAGAUGAUGAUCUUGGUGACGGUCACUUCAAGAACCCACAAGAUUAUAUCGCCGCUUGUUACAGGAACAAGGUUCUUGCGAAAAGUGCUGAAAUCUUGUCACUCAUUCUUUUCACGACCAAGAACGAAAAGACAAAGAACUUGAUAAUUAAAGUACUUUACAAGGACUCCUUCGUGGAGAAGUUGCCUCGUCUUUUGUGUCCCACAUUGAGAAAGGGUCCAACACUUCAGUCAAUCUCGGAAGAGUUUGAAGAGCACUUCUCCAAGUACAAAUUGUCCCAGUUUGCAACAUCUGUCAGAAAGAGAAACCGUUUCAGUGCCAAUGAAUUAUACGAGAUUGACAUGAUGAACACUCUUUUCCAGUCAACUCCUCAAUGGGUAGGUAUUAGGGAUCGAAUUGCGGAUUGGAGUGCUCGUAUUCAAAACUACUACUCCCAAGUUGCCAUUGCCAAGUCCAUCGGUGCACUUAUCACUGCUUUGUGUCGCAGAUCGCCUACAAAAGACCUUGCUCGAUACUUGAAACUCACGCCUGAAAUUCUCACCAUCAAUGUUGUUGAGGAACCCUACAUUCUUGCGACAGCAACGCAGCUUCGUCUUGAAAGGGUUGAGCUUUCUUUCUUACUCUUCCAGACAAAUGGUGGAGUUGAAAAGGCUGAUAGAGAUACCAAGGUUGCUCUCAAGGUGAUUGAAAAGGCAUCCACGAUGCUCAACGCUGCUUCUGACUUGAACAACACCACUCCAGUCACCCAAAGAGCCUUGCUCAGGUUAGCUCAUAUUGCGCUUUCCAUACUCGGAGAAGAUCACGAGCUUAUCAUCGCUAAGUUCAGUGUGCUUCGAGACUUCUUCAAUCGUGUGGUUUCUCAAGGAUCGAGGCUCAUCAUUAUUCAGCUUCAGAAUGAUGUGUAUCUCUCAAGAGCAGACAAGAAACACAAGUCGCAUGAUUUAGGCGAGCUUCUCAAUGACUUGCGCUUGGUGAUCUCGAUCUUCAAGUGCUACGUGAUGUUCAACAUCCCAGAUUCGCUUCAAAGAGAGUUGGCGAACUCCUUAACAGACAACAAGACAGUGGACAAUUUCCUUAGCCUUUACUCAUUCUCGCACUUGAUUGUGGUGAACGAGGAGCCUAUCUUUUCUCAUUUGACUCUCAUGUUUGUCCAGCUCCUUCUUUCGGUGGAUGUCUUUGCUGAAAAGUUCAUCAACAGAAACAUGUUCAUGGUCAUCAGAGAAAGUGUGAUUUCUCAACCGCUUCGUGAAGGUGGUAUUACAAUUGAGAACUCACCUCAGCUCCACAGGAACUGGACGACCGGAAUUCUCCCAAUUAUUUCGGCCACUUUGCUUGGACCUGGUAACAAGACGGAGGUCUUCAACACAAUCAGAUCAUUUGGAAGACAGAUUGCCUUCUGCAUCGAGAGUUGGGCUAAAGACUCGCGGUCUCUCCAUGUCUCAUCGGCCGUUACUUGGGAAACCACCCAGAUUUUGCACUUGUAUCUGAUUUUGAGUGAAAUUGCAAAAGCUGAAAAAAUCAGCAGUGACAAUCCUACAAGCGUCGAUAUGGCCAUUCUCCCAGGCCUUGAAACUCCACAAAAAAGAGAGGAUUUGAUGGACUACAUCAGCAAUUUGCUCAAGCACCCCAAGUUCCUUUCGUCUAUCAUCGUGCCCAGCACGCCAGAAGAAGCAAAGAUUCUCAAGAGUCACGAUAAAGUACAUGAAGAAUUUGUCAGAGGUGUGAUUCUGGAGAUUUCAGAACUCAAAGACUACCUCAGCUGA